GGAAUCGAGUUCGCGAAACACCCAUCGCUACAAGCAGCCAUUAGUUGUUCCAAUUUCUACACAUACAGUAAAGUCUAACUGAUUUGAUUGUGAAACCAAACCUAAAUAGAUUGUGUACGAGUUAUUUUAGUCCAUAUGUAGAGUAAUUAUUUAUUGAAAAAGCGGCAUAAAUGACAUUUUAUUUUGUAAAGAAUGAAUACGAAUAAGUAAGAUUUAUAUUCUGGCAGGUAAAGUGGACACCUAAAAGACCUCGGUGUCCAAACAGGUUGAUCCAGAUAAUCUUUGUUAGAGGAUUAAAACCCCACGGAGGAGCAUAUGGCUCCAUCGAGUUCCAGACAUGAACCUUUAACCGUUCAGAGCUCUAAUCAAUGGACUCUGGCAGAGCUUCUGGGCCAGCGGAGGCGGCUGUUGGGCCUUGGAGCACUGCUGGCUUGGUUGGUCCUCUUCCAUCUUCUUGUCAAUGUCUGGCUCCUCUGCAUCUUCACUAGUCUCCUUGUGGUUCUGGGGGGUUGGCUUGGAUCCCGAGCCAUUCUGGAUGCCAACAGCCUUCUCCACUUGGAGCACUUCCUACCUCUCGGUGGGGUGACACCUCCUCUGUGCACAGCCGAACACGAGUGGAGGCUCAACCAUGAGAUACACAGUGCUGUCCACAAAGCAGUGCGCGACUUUGUGUCCUCCUGGUAUCGCACUCUGCUGCCAGAGGUGGAGGGCGAGUUUGAGCGUGCGGUGCGUAACUCCAUGCUGGAGUCUGUGAUGGAGCUGAAGGAGCGUGCGAGGCGAGUGGACAGAAAGGCUCUGGUUCAACGUCUUCUAGAGCUGUACGGUUGCCACCUGCAGAGCUACAUGACAGCCAGACGCAUGCAGCAGACACAUGGAAAGAAUGUUAGCCUUUGGCAGAUCUACCAGGAAGUGGAAAACCCUCAUCCGGCUGUGAGCGAUGCAGCUUCCGAGCUCAGCUACGCAAGAGCUGUGGUGAACCUGGUCUUGCAUGUGCUUGUUCCGUACCCUCAGAUGGAAACCAGGACAGGAGGGUACAUGGUUACGGAACUCAUCACCUGCAAUGUGCUGCUGCCGCUCAUAAGCAGGGUGUCUGAUCCCGACUGGCUCAACCAAACCAUUGUAGACAUCUCCAACAGGUCAGGUAAACCACAAGAUGGCACCCUGUACAGGUGUCAGUUCCAUGAUUCCUGGAUCACCUGUCAGUCGUCUUCGGAUCAAGCGAGCCUUGCCAGCAAGAGCAGCUCUGAUGUUUACGAGCUGUACAGCCCGGCUAGUGAGGAGGACUCACAAUGCAGCAUGCUUAGCCUGACUUGUUCUGGGAAGGCAGAGACUUGCCACGCAGGCUUGCUCACACCGUGUAAGAUCAACUGCUGCUCCCUCACAUCAGGCCAGUACUCUCACCUCCAAGACAGAAACAUGCUGUCAGUGGACUCCCUGAUGCAGUCUGACUCUGAAGACGAGACGACCAGACGUUUGUGCGAAUGCGGUCCCUCGCCCAACUUCUGCAACACUGUGAAUUUAAAGGAUGAGGUUGACGAUUUUGGCUGCUUUGCUCCACUGAAAAAUCUCGGGCCUAAAGUGGUGGUGCCUGUGGACUCCCACUGGCCUGCAGGGAUUGCUCAAGAAAAAUCCCCCGCUGGUUCUUCAAAGGGACUUUGCCUCGGCCCAUUAAACUUGAAUGCUUCAAACAAACCAUCCUCGUCAGUGAACAUCCAGAAUGUGCAAAUUGCUGGAACUGUCAGUGCAAAGGAUCAGCGUGGCACUGGAGCACAUCCUCUCUACACGAUCACGUUUGAAACGGCAACUUAUCCUGAAAACGGCGAUCUUCUGCAGCCUAUGAUUUGUCACUCGGUCAAUCGCAGAUACAGCGAGUUCCUCAACUUGCAGACACGCUUAGAGGAGAACCCUGAAGUCAAGAAGUUCAUCAAGAAUGUAAAAGGUCCAAAGAAAAUGUUCCCUGACCUUCCAUUUGGAAACACAGAUGGUGAGAAGGUGGAAGCCCGUAAAGGUCAACUGGAUACUUUCCUGAAACAAUUAAGCAGCAUUCCCGAGACAGCUAUGAGUGAGGACAUGCAGGAGUUCCUGGCUCUAAACUCAGGGGUUUGCACGUAUUUUGAAAGAAAGCCUUUUGGCAAGUCAAGAAUCGAUAAGAUGAUGGAAAAUGCUUUAGACACACUGAAGACCGCCUUUCCUCAUCCGGAGGCCUCGAGUCCUACAGAGGACCUUGAGGGAGACUCUGAUGGGAGAACAAUGGACAGCAGAAAAUACAGGAGGCUCAUGUUUCCAAGCAAAGUGUCUCCAUCGCUCAAUACACCCGACUUACAUCCUAAAGUGACUUACUGCUUUAGUGACGGCAGCCCUGUGCUCAAUGGCAUGUCCUUGUCCAGAUUGGAGAGCUUUGUCCUGGAGCAGGAAAGACUUUUAAGCGAGCCACAAGGCAGAGAGACAGCCAAGCAGAGUGAGACUUCAAGUGCCGACAAGAAGCCUUCUGGGAAAACUCAUGGCACAGACACAGCUGUGGCGGAUGUUGCUCUGAACAUCUUGUGUUUGUUGAUGAAGGACCAGUGGAGUUGGCUGUGCACUGAGAACAUCCAGAAGACCAUCAGACUCCUCUUUGGCACUUUUAUUGAGAGGUGGUUGGAUAUAGGGGUGGCCCACCUCACCAGCGCCCCCUGCUGGGUAAUUUACCUCCAAGUACUGCAGGAGGCCGUGUGGCCGGGAGGCACCCUGCCCGCUCAACCACAGCCUGAGCGCAGCGCUGCAGAAAGAGAGGAAACGAAGGAGCGAUGCUUGGAAUGUCUUAUGCAGAUACUUCCAGAGGUCAUCACUGACAUCUUAGGCAGUGAGAAGUACAGACUGAGCUUGGAGACCAUGCUGGAGUCUUUGCAGGACCACCGCAUUAACAAACAUCUCCUUUACUGCCUCUGUGAGUUGCUGCUUGACUUUCUCAUACCGGAGUGGAGUGAUGAUUCCUUCCAGACGUCUCUCGUGCACAGCCUGUCCAAAGACAAUCCCACAUGACGGACACACUACACCUCAGCUGUCUCACAGCCUGGACUGUCGGAUUGUAAGCAAUGGCGCAACAACGUAGAAGGACUGUGUUCUUGCUCAAUUUAUACUAAGGCAGUUUUAGAUGUCUAUCUUCCAGAUCCAUAAUGCUAUCCAGUACAAGAGCUUUAUUAAAAAAUCCUGCCUUUACAAAGAUCAAGAGACAUUUCCCCAAGAACAAUAUAACCUGGGAUAAGAAACACUUACUUUUACAGUGGAUGCAUUGGUAUCAAUACAAGGACUUAGAAGAUAUAAUAUAGCAUAUUCCUAAGUACAAGUAAAGUAAACUUGUAUGUGGCGCAAACCUACACAGGUUGUAUGUUUUUGUUACGUACAGAUCAUAAAACGCUUUGGUUCAAAUGAUAUUAACCAGAGCAUUAAGACACUGACAGUGUAUUAUAUACGGCUGGCCACCCGGGCCAGUAUGUUUAAAUACUGUGGUGCAGUGAUGUAGAACUGCAUUGCAUCAUACCGAGAGUUGUUUUUAAUAGUUGUAUUGGUUUGUGUGUUAUUUUCAGAUGUUGCAUUUACACACACGUCCACUUUAUUCCCAGAGAAACUGUCCCAUUAUGUUGGUGAAUAAGUGACCAAUUCUAUGAUGUGGGAGCCCUGAGUGAAAUUUCACCAAUAAAGCCAACAGUGUUGAGAUC
Messenger RNA from Dunckerocampus dactyliophorus (ringed pipefish), 3698 nucleotides. RefSeq names its product sorting nexin 19a (gene snx19a). Lineage: Eukaryota; Metazoa; Chordata; Actinopteri; Syngnathiformes; Syngnathidae. Gene Ontology annotation, cellular component: early endosome membrane; intracellular membrane-bounded organelle. The coding region runs from base 316 to 3021 and encodes 901 amino acids. Gene Ontology annotation, molecular function: phosphatidylinositol binding. The transcript has 12 exons. The record is from RefSeq and is a predicted model, not a curated record.